UUUUUUUUACGCAUUUGUCUCCCCAGCCCUCAAGGUGAAUUUUGCCAGAAGGCAAGGGGACCCGAAAUAUACUGUAUUUGCAAUACAUUGGAACCCAACUUCCACUGUUUCAAGUAGUUCACACGUGACCCUUUAUCGAUAGCACCUCACUAGCGUCAAUCGAUCGCGACGGCGAAGGACCAGGAGUCGGCGCGAUGGGGCAAUGGACUCAACGCGUACCAUUUCCGAACUGAAAUCCUCCUUCAUCCGGGCGCAGGUGCGAAUCCUAUCGGAAAGCCUUGAGGCGCCCGAGGAUUGGAGAAGCUAUGCCGCUGAAUCGGAGGAGGAUGCCCUGAGUGAUAAGGUGGUCGGGGAUGUCCUACAAAAAUUAAACAGCGCGUUGAAACAGCAUAAUCGCAUAGUGUACUCCUCGCAAGCGAUUCAACAUGUCGCGCAGCAAAUCGCCAGCCUCUACUGGUCCUCCGUGAGCCAGGCCAUACGUGACCAGGAUUCAUUCGAGAGCGGUGUUGAGAAGACGGUCGAUUUGUCUAACCAUAUGAACAUUACACAGCUCCCAGUGGAACUCGAGGACCAAUCCGCAAGUGAGGAAGAACGUCGCAGGUAUCAGGAGUUACGAGAACGCCUCGUUACUCUCGACAACCAACGGCGGCGGCGGCGACUGCGUUUGGACCAAUUGCGUCGAUUGCAGCGCCUUUUGGAACCGUUUCAGGAACCGCAGCAGAAUAUCCAGCCGAAUUUGGUUACUCGGAAUGGCGAAUUGAUGCAAGAAUUGGAAAAGAUGAGAAUGCUUGUUGCACGGGUCGGAGGUCGCAUCCAGCAGAGUAAGAAGCAGCACGGUGGUAGUCAGGAGGAUCCGGCUUCGUAUCCGUUGGGCUCUGGUCAAAAGUUGGAAGCUCUACUUGAUAUGACUGGAUGAAGGAUAUGAUUGAAGAUGGGCGGAGGAAAGGAUGAAAAAUAUACCGAAGGCAAG
This is a messenger RNA of Aspergillus alliaceus, 970 nucleotides long. Its product is annotated as kinetochore subunit FTA4 family protein. Gene Ontology annotation, cellular component: Mis6-Sim4 complex. The record is from RefSeq and is a predicted model, not a curated record. The coding region runs from base 203 to 916 and encodes 237 amino acids. NCBI's taxonomy places the organism in Eukaryota, Fungi, Ascomycota, Eurotiomycetes, Eurotiales, Aspergillaceae. The transcript has 4 exons.